Molecule: messenger RNA, 708 nt
Organism: Effrenium voratum
Lineage: Eukaryota; Dinophyceae; Suessiales; Symbiodiniaceae
Source: the annotation of a GenBank genome assembly
AUGGACCCUCCCGGCCUUGCUGACUUGGCCAGCCCCUGGCUCCCGGCCUUUAACUUCCAGGAGCCUCGGGUGCUGGCGCCGAGCAGCAAGGUCGUCGGCGCCUUUGAAUGCGCAGGCGGAGCGGAGCGAGCGGAGCACGCUGAGCCAGGCGAGCUUUGGCCGGGACGGUUUUAUGCUUCCCUCGCCCACGAGCUCGAUGCAGGCGCAUCCUCAGAGAGCACGGCGCUGUGCUCGCAGGGCCCGCAGGAUGAGCUCGAGAUGGAGCGAGAUGAACCGCGCCCAACGACAGUCAUGAUGCGCAAUAUUCCCAGUGAGUUUACUGGGCGGAUGCUGCUGACACUUCUCAACAUCAAGGGCUUCAAGGGCCUCUACGACUUGGUCUACCUUCCGAUGGAUUACCACAACAAGGUGGGCUUUGGCUACGCCUUCAUCAACUUUGUGGAGGCGGAUCAGGCGCAGCACUUCCGGGCUGCCUUCGAGGGUUUUAGAGAUUGGCAGGUGGAGAGUGACAAGGUCUGCGAAGUAUGCUGGAGUAACGUGCUGCAGGGCGUGGCAGCGCAUGUGGAGCGCUACCGCAACAGCCCCGUGAUGCACCCCUCCGUGCCCGCCACCUUCAAGCCGAUGCUCUUCAAAAACGGCGAGCAGAUCGCCUUUCCAGCGCCCACGAAGACGGUGCGCCCCCCGCGGCUGCGGAAGAAGGCGCUCUGA